Molecule: messenger RNA, 1878 nt
Organism: Trichoderma reesei QM6a
Lineage: Eukaryota; Fungi; Ascomycota; Sordariomycetes; Hypocreales; Hypocreaceae
Exons: 2
Coding region: 1-1878 (625 amino acids)
Biological process (GO): fatty acid metabolic process
Molecular function (GO): medium-chain fatty acid-CoA ligase activity
Source: RefSeq, a predicted model, not a curated record
AUGGGCGCCGCGGCAGCAGCAACAGCAACAGCCAGAGUCCCCGUUGACGAGGGCUUCCUGCAUCACCAGAAGUGGCAGCCGAGGGCAUCGGGGACCGAGGGCCUGAGUAUACGGACAGGGCCGACAGAGCCCGCCCUCUUCACAGGCACCAUCCCCGACCACUUCGCCUCCGUCGUCUCCCUCCACGGCGACCGUCCCGCCGUCAUCGCCCGCGCGCCAACCCCCUCGGCCCGCGAGUCAUCCCUGACCUACCACGGCCUCGACCUCGUCUCCAACCGGCUCGCCUCGUCCCUUGCCUCCCUCGGCGUCCGCAAGGGCGACCGCGUCGCCGUGUCCCUCGGCAAUGGCGCCGAGUUCGCCGCCCUGACCUACGCCCUCUUCAAGCUCGGCGCCGUCCUCGUUCCGCUCAACCCCAGCUUCAACGCCCACCAGGUCCAGGCCGCGCUCGCCCACCUCGGCGCAGAGGUCCUCAUCAUCGGCGCCGUCACCGACCUCGCCUAUCGCCCGGGCAAGGGCCGCAGCAACCGCGCGCUGCUUGAGACCGUCGUCGGUGACCUCCACCGCAGCGCUAUCCAGAGCGAGGCUGUACCCACGCUGCGCCGCGUCGUCGUGCUGGACAACCGCGCGAACCACCCAGGCGUCGACUUCCCGCUCGAGGACCUGCCGGCCCUGAGCCCUUACAAUGACCUCCUCCAGGGUUCAGACCGCGCUGUCGUCCCCGACGCACCACUAGAUCCGUCAGACACCAUCAACAUCCAGUUCACGUCCGGCACGACGUCGAUGCCCAAGGCGGCGCAGCUGUCGCACACGUCCAUUCUCAACAACGGUGCCUUCAUCGCCGACCGCAUGGGCCUCGCGCCCUCGGACCGCAUCGUCGUCCCGCCGCCGCUCUUCCACUGCUUCGGCUCCGUGCUGGGCUACAUGGCAACGGCCACGACCGGCGCCGCCAUCCUCUUCCCGUCGCCGGCCUUCGACCCCGUCGCCACCAUCCGCAUGGCCUCCGAGCACGAAGCAACGGGGCUCUACGGCGUCAGCACCAUGCUCGUCUCCGUCUUUGAGGCCCUCGACGCCGGCGGCCUGCCCGUGCCGCAGCACCUGCGCAAGGGCAUCGUCGCCGGCAGCAGCGUGCCCGAGGCCCUGAUGCGUACCAUCUUUGCCCGCCUCGGCCUGGAGGACCUGGUCAUCUGCUACGGCAUGACGGAGACGGCGCCCGUCAGCUGCAUGACCCGGCCGUCGGAUCCCUUUGCCCAGCGCACCGCCUCCGUGGGCACGCCCAUGCCGCACACGACGGUCAAGAUUGUCGACCCCUGCGACCCCUCGCGCAUCGUGCCUAUCGGCGAGCGCGGCGAGCUGGCCGCCUCAGGCUACCUUGUCAUGAAGGGCUACUAUGGCGACCCGGAGCGCACCGCCCAGGUCCGGCGCCACGAGGCCGACGGCCGCACAUGGCUUUACUCGGGCGACGAGGCCCAGAUGGACGCCAACGGCUUCGUCCAGAUCACGGGGCGCAUCAAGGAUCUCAUUAUCCGCGGCGGCGAGAACAUCCACCCGCUCGAGGUCGAGAACUGCCUCUUCCAGCUGCCCGGCGUCCAGGAGGUGUCCGUUGCCGGCGUCCCCGACGACAGGCUGGGCGAGGCCGUCGCUGCCUUUAUCAUUCCGCGGGCGGGCUGGACGACGGGCGAUUCCGAGAGUGAGGGCGACGAGGCGGCGAAGCGGUUGACCAAGGAGAGGGUGCGCAACUGGGUGCGGACAAAGCUGUCGAGCCACCUGGUUCCAAAGUACAUCUUUUGGGUAGACGACUAUCCCAAGACGGCGAGCGGCAAGAUUCAGAAAUUCAAGUUGCAGGAGAUGGCUAAGAAGCAGCUUGCAGAAGGGUUAUGA